AUGGACCGUAAUACAGACAACGCCUCGCGGGCUCUAGAAUUCAACUCGGAUACAGUGGAGUACCCCGAGGUUGUGCAGCAGGGCUGGGGACAAAACCUGUAUCAUGCUGCCCACAGCGUCGAUGAUGGGGCUUGGAAAGGCUCUCAGCAGCAUAAUUUGACGAGCGCUGAGAUGCAGGAGAAGGUGUCGGACGCAGCCGAGCAGCGUGAGAGAGGCCACCGCAUUGCGCGAAUGCCAGUCUGGGCUUUCUGGCUCUUGCUGGGUGCUUUGGGUUUGGUCGUCAUCGGUGCCUCCGUGGGAGGUGCAGUGGGAGGCUCGGCGGCUGUGAGGAGUCACGACAGUAGCAAUGAUUUGAACACUUCUGGUACAUCAUCCAUCCCAUCCGCCUCCUCCGCGAAUCCCUCCUCAUCCAUAGGCUCUACCUCGUCCAUUAGUUCUACCGCCCCAUCUGCGUCUGCGACUGCAUCCACGGAUUGCCCCGGCGUCAACGGAACAGCAUACACUCCAGCGGGGUUUUCGGGACCAAUAAGCCCAGGCACUUACACGCAAGUCUGUGGUGGAAAUGAUACCAAGCCGCGAUGGGUACAAUCGAAUGGACAGCUCACAUCGGCAUUCGUAUCCUCGCUGAAGCCUUGCAUCGACUUAUGCAGCUAUUGGAAUCUCUUAGCCUCAGACCAGACCACGCUUUGCGCCGUGGCGGCUCUCAUACCCGAUGGCAGGCCGCCUUAUAACUGCUGGAUCAGAAACACCUGGAACAACUCGGACGACUUCGAGGAUCGCUACUUGGCUCUUGGAUUCUUGAAUUCUUGA
This is a messenger RNA of Zasmidium cellare ATCC 36951, 810 nucleotides long. RefSeq lists its product as uncharacterized. The coding region runs from base 1 to 810 and encodes 269 amino acids. The record is from RefSeq and is a predicted model, not a curated record. The transcript is spliced from 2 exons. NCBI's taxonomy places the organism in Eukaryota, Fungi, Ascomycota, Dothideomycetes, Mycosphaerellales, Mycosphaerellaceae.